AUGGCACAGAAAACUAACUCCCCCCCCCUUUAAAUUGAAACAAAAAAAUUUUGUUUCAAUUUAUUAUAAAAAAAUUUAUAUAUAAAAAUUUUUUCAGAGAUAAAAUUUUAUAGAAAAUAAAUUAUAUAAAUUUAAAGAGACAAUAAAUUGAGUAAAUUAUAUUUAAUAACAUUAUAAUUUUAUGACAAUGCCUAUGUUUGAAGCAUAUUAAAUAGGAUAUUAACGUAUUUACAUAUAAAAUAAUGAUUUUUACCUAUAAAAUUUUCUAUUAUAAUAAAAUUUUUUGUUUCAAUUUUAAGGGGGGGUAAUUUCCCAAAAAAGUAGGAAUUUUACUUAUAUUUUGUUUCAAUUUAAAGGGGGGGGGAGUAAGAAUGCAGCACUGAAAUCCUGGGAUGAGUUUCUCAAACUCCAGGACGACUAUGAGACAAAAAUGGAGAAACUCCGUGAGUCUCAGCUUGGAUUAAUUUCUCCUCAAAGCCAGCGUCCACUGUAAGAUUAACUUAGAGCAUGAGUCCAUAUGAUUAAUCCUGAAUUUGCAGGAGAAACAAUUGAUUAUUUUCAAAGCGCCAAAUCGCAAGAGCUCAAUGAUUUGCCGAACGGUAACAAAGCCUUUGAUGAUUCACAAAAUGUGUGAACCGGCCCUUUGGCUUCUCUGAAAACUCCAGACAGAGAAGAAAAGAUCUCAAGAAUUAUCAAUAUUUUUAUUAACAAAAGGCCAGAUAUAGGGUAUGCAUAUGGAAUGAAGAAUAUUGCUGCAGUUUUAGUCGUUAUUUUUACUGUGGAAAGUGAUGCAUUUGUGAUUUUCGCCCACAUAAUUGAAAAUGUCUUUCCGGAAGUAUGAAUCAUAUAGGGUUAUUUUCAAAAUACAAAUAGAAAGCUAGCAAAACAUAAAGAGCUCAGAAUAUUCGAGCUUAUGGCUGAAAAAAUGCGGCCAAAGCUUUUAGUUUCGCUAAAAGCAGUUUUCAAGCCAUCGGGCAGAAAUGUAAAGGAACAAGACAUAACUCCAUUCAUUUUGACUAUGAAAAGGCUUGGGGAUGUCUGAUUUUCUACUCUUUUUUCCACAAUUUUAUUUCAAUCUGAUUUGCUCCGGAUCUGAGACAACAUGUUUAUAUACGGCUUCUCAUUUCUCCAAAAAUUUGGGCUUGUUCUCUUAAGCAAGCACGAAGGCACCUUAAAAAAUCAUAUAAAAAGAGAAACAAAAUCCCUAGGCAUCGGAGCCACCGUUGACUCUUUAAUUAUUGCUGGAAAUGCAGGAAAAAACAAACUCAAUGCAAAUCCAAUAAAACUGCCUAUAGAAAAACUAUUAAAAAAAGCCCACACAAAGCCAAGAUAUAAAGAAUUAAAAAGCAGCCUUUACAAUGAAAAUGCCCAAAGAAUCGAAAGCGACCAUCUAGAAAGGCUGCACAAGCUGAGAGAAUGCAAAAGGUUUUUAAGGGGAAAAGGGCAAACAUUUGCAUAUAAUGAAGCUCUUGAUGCGUUUAGGGUGUUAAACUCGAUACAGAGGGAUGGAAAAGUGUCAAGGACUGACUUUAUUUUGUCGAAUGACAAGUUUAAAUGGACAACUGAAACCGCUGUAUCUGUUUUUUCUACAUUUGACCAGAAUGGAGAGGAUAAAAUCAGUUUGAACCAUUUAAAAGGUGGAUUGGCAGUGCUUGCAGAAAUAAUUUUGGAGCAGAAACUUGAGCUGCUGUUUUUUGCGUUUGAUAGAGACCACUCAGGGAUGCUCGACCCAGGUGAAAUAAUAAAUCUUAUGUCUGCAGUUGAGAUAAUUCUUGAUGAAAAAUCUAAUACUUUUUAUAGAGUUUCUACACCUUUGUAUUCAAGAAUGGACAGAAACCAAGAUGGAAGAGUUGUUUUAUACUGAAUUUAUUUAAUUUUAUGAUAAUUAUUAUAUAAAAUUUCUUAUUUCUAAUAACAAAUAUUAUAAGCACCUUAAAAAUUUUUUUAUUAUAUUAAUAAACCCUCUCUAUAAGCGAAUUUAUCAAAUGUGUAAAGGACGACUCCGCCUGUGCCCCAAUUCUCGACUUUAUCGCUGCCAUAGAAUCAGAGCUUGACAUCAAUGUGAAAGCUUUAGGGCUUAUAGAAAAUGGCGAAGAUGGCAGCUACAGUGACAUCCACUCUCCAAUGCGGAGAUCUCAAGAUGGCUCCUCAAUUUCUGACAUCUCUUAUGACCGAGAAGAUGGAGAAUACCCACGUAAUAUGUAUGAAGAAUAUGACGUAGAAAGUAAUUAAUAUUCAGACAAUGACUCAGGCAAUGAAAAUGAGUCAGAGCAUGGUGAAGAAGAGGUAGAUAUAAGAAAAUACAGUUCAAAAAAAGCAGCACACUUUGGCUAUGGGACACGUGGAGGAGAUGAAGAUGUUGAUUUAAAAAAAUACAGCUCAAGGAAAGCUGUUGAAGAUGUUGAUGCAAAAAAAUACAGCUCAAGGAAAGCUGUUAACCAAAAUCAUAGAAAUUCCGAGACGAGUCAUACUUUGGAAAGUGAAGAAGAGUAUAAAAUAAAAAUUCACCCACAGGCAAAAACAAGACAUAGCUUGACUCAAAAACCAAUAAAUAUUGAAAUCCCACCUUCAGAAGAAACUGAAAAAGAACAAAAAAGAGGCACUUGUAAUAGGCUUUGUACAAGAGAAACUUGCUUAAUAUUUUAA
Messenger RNA from Blepharisma stoltei, 2646 nucleotides. The record is from the annotation of a GenBank genome assembly. Lineage: Eukaryota; Ciliophora; Heterotrichea; Heterotrichida; Blepharismidae.